Messenger RNA from Aedes albopictus (Asian tiger mosquito), 1764 nucleotides. RefSeq lists its product as uncharacterized. NCBI's taxonomy places the organism in Eukaryota, Metazoa, Arthropoda, Insecta, Diptera, Culicidae. Bases 59 to 652 code for a protein of 197 amino acids. The transcript has a single exon. The record is from RefSeq and is a predicted model, not a curated record.
ACCACACUUCCGCCCAACGACUGCCCAGCGCUCAUGCAACUGCUCCAAUCAGUCCAUAAUGAAUCUUCUGCCCGUGUUCAUAACCGUGUUCAGUGUUCUACUGCUCUAUCACAUUUUCGGUCCCCAACCGGCCGUCCGCGUUACCUUCGAACGGCUCCACCAACUUUCCGGAGCCGAUGUAGCCAACUUCACCAAUCUACGUCUGUUCGGGACCAACGACUCAAUGCAGUUUUUGAACGGAUCCUGGGAACUCCUGCAAGAUUUGGACAACAAUUGGACCCAGUAUGUGCGAUUGUGGUAUCAACCACCCUCAGCAACUGACGGGACAUUCCUUCCAGUCCAGACACCGAAUCGGUCCAUUCGGGUUUGUGACUACCUGAACAGCGAACAGUAUGGUGCGUGGUGGACUCGCAACCGGUACGCUGUGAACUAUCCGGUGCCGCAGCCGGGGCGUUGGAUAUGUCCAUUUCCCAAGGGAGAGUACUAUGUGCGGUGGAUUGUUCUGGAAAAGGGUGUUCUACCGUGGGUUACCAAGCCGGGACUGUACAAGAUGGACUUCUGUUUGGCUAGUAACGGAGUGCUACGGAUGGUUCAUGCGCUGUAUUUCAGAGUACAAUCGACGAACAAUCAGCGUCAACCAAAUGGGAAAUAGAAUGUAGUUGGAGAUUCUAAAUUAACCACAAUUUCCGAUAAUUUAGCACUCGUAUACUGUACAAUAAGGAAUAUUGACAAUAAAACUAAUUUAGCUCUAAUUUAGCACAACUUUUAUACUAUCGUUGUAUUCUGAUCCAUAUACACGAGACGACACUUUUCUAUCUGCUGUGGAUCCCCAAACAGAAAAGUUUGAAACUUUACUUGACGACUAACGCCACCUAGCGGUGAAACCACCAACUAUAUAUGGAAUCAUCAGAUAGGUUUUGACUUCCUGAAGAACUUUGCCGAAGACGACACUUUUCUAUCUGCUCUGGAUCUCGAGAUAGAGAAGUUUGAAACGUUACUUGACGACUAACGCCACCUAGCGGUGAAACCACCAACUAAUGGUUGAAUCAUCAGAUAGCUCUUGACUUCCCGAAGAACUUUGCCGAAGACGACACUUUUUUAUCUGCUCUGGAUUCCAAGAUAGAGAAGUUUGAAACGUUACUUGACAACUAGCAGCACCUAGCGGCGAAGUCACCAAUCAAAUUUUGAAUCACCUGGUAGCUCUUGACUUGCUGAAGAAAUUUGCCGAAGAUGAUACUUUUCUAUCUAUUCUGGAUCCCCAGAUAGAGCAGUUUGAAACUUUACUUGACAGCUAGUGCCGGUGAAAUAACCAACUAAUUUUCGGAUCACCAGAUAGCUCUUGACUUCCUGAAGAACUUUGCCGAAGACGACACUUUUUUUAUCUGCUCUGGAUCCCAAGAUAGAGAAGUUUGAAACGUUACUUGACAACAAGCGCCGCGGUGAAAUUACAAACUAAUUUUUGAAUCACCAGAUAGAUCUUGACUUCCUGAAGAACUUUGCCGAAGACGUCACUUUUCUAUCUGCUGUGGAUCCACAGAUAGUGAAGUUUAAAGCUUUACUUGACAACUAGCACUACCUAGCGACGAAAUCACCAACUAAAUGUGGAUUCACCAGAUAGGUUUUGACUUCCUAAAGAACUUCGCCGAAGACGACGCGUUUCUAUCUGCUCUGGAUCCCGAGAUGGAGAAGUUUGAAACUUUGCUUGACGACUAGCGCCACCUAGCGACGAAAUCACAAACUAAUUGGUAAAUCAUCAGAUUCUUC